AUGAGGCGGCACGAGUGCCUGACCUCCGACCCAGCCGCCGCCGCCGCUGCCGCUGCGGUGUACAUCCCGUUGUACGCUGGGCUGGACCUGAUGAGGUAUGAGAACCCCGACGUCUCGCCUCGCGACCUCGUGGAGUGGCUUCUCUGGCGGCCCGAGUGGCGCGCCAUGGGCGGGCGCGCGCGACCACUUCCUGGUCGUCAGCCGUGGCAGCCCAGCGCUACCAGCAACUCCUUGAAGACCUACCCCGGGAUCCGCAACGCAUCUGACACGAUUCUGCUGGAUGCUGAAAUUGAACCAAUGGAAUCUUCACUGAAUAAAAUUUAUGUCAGUGGCUCAUCUGAUGAAUUGCCAAUAGUUGCAUUUGUAUUCAAAUCCACGGCGCUGAGCGAUAUGUGUCUGCAUUUUGGCGUGGUUCAUGUUGAGGUUGAGCUUCUGAAGAUGACCACGCGACGACUCAUUGGAGCCUUUCUUUCUGCAAUGUACUUCAUCAUCUGCCUGUCACCAUGGGUUGAGGAUUAUGCUAGCUCUAGGCAGUGGUUCACCAAGAGGAGGAAGAAGGCGCUGUUCGACGCUCUGAAGAAGGUUAAAUCAGAGCUCAUGACCUUGGGGUUCAUCUCGCUGCUGCUGACUAUCACGGCGAGGUACAUAUCGCGCAUCUGCAUCCCGGAGGGAGCCGCGGACACCAUGCUGCCCUGCCGCCUCUUCAGGAACUCGGAGCAACAAAAGCCCAAGGCCCACGGCCGACGACACCUAUUUGAAGCUCCGACCAAUUACACCUGCCGGCCUGGUAUGGUGUCGCUCGUUUCAGCCGAUGGGCUACACCAGCUGCAUAUCUUUGUGUUUUUCUUGGCCGUCUUCCAUGUAACGUUCAGUGCUAUUACGAUGUCACUGGGUAGAGCAAAGACACGGAUAUGGAAGGAGUGGGAAAACGAUACUUCCUCCAUCACUUACGAGUUUUCAUCUGAUCCGUCAAAAUUCAGGCUUACUCACCAGACAUCUUUUGUGAGGCAGCACGCAAGCUGUUGGAGCAAAAGCACAAUUAUGCUCUAUGUCGUAAGUUAUCUCAUGACUCGUCCUAACGAUAGUUAUAAAGUAGCAUAUCGUAUCAAUUUUUCAAGGUAAAAUGUAAAUUUAAGUUUUCAGAUUAGUACGAUGUCCAAGCUUUGAAUCUAUCUGCCUCAGGCAUAAUUUUUUUUUUGAAAUCACCUCAGGCAUAAUUAUAUUUCUACUGAAUACAUAAUAUAUUUUAUAGUGUAUAACAUUCUAGAUUUCUAUUGUAUGUCAGAUAGUCUUACUUCUACAUUAUUAGUGAAUAUCAAUUUAUACUUACUUCAAAGAAAUCAAUUAGUACUUACCAUUGUACACUUCUAUUGAAUAUCAAAGAUGUAUACUUGAUAAAGUGAUCUAUCUCCUGUAGAAAAUACGGAAUAGGACCCCCUUUUUUACAACCGAAUAGAAGGUUUUAAUUAGACACUGGAUUUUCAAAAUAGAACCAUCAGCUACACCCAGGUGUUAAACACUUCGAAAUAAAGUUCAAACAUCAUCAUGACUUCUUUUCCACAUAAUGUAUAUACAAAUGCUUUAGCUCAGGAGCUUGCUAUGAUUUCAUUAUGUAUAUGAUAAAAACAUUCCUGUUAAUAAAAACAUUCUGGGAAUAUCAGCAUUAACAAAAAACAACAUAAAUAACAAAAUUAUAGAAAACAACUAAACACACCCCUUUUACAUUCAUACAUAAAAUAUCAAUAGAAAAUAUACCCCUUGGGCGUGGCUUUCCUUGCUUUUUUGUUACCAUCUGCAUCAGAAACAACGGAGCUUGCCCUUUCUGAUAUCACACUAUCUUUCAUUUUCCUCCUUUUAAGCCCGGUAGAGAACUCGCCUCUACCAUCAAGCUUAGAAAGGUCUGAGCAAACAUUGCCAUAAAAAACUGGAUCAGUGGUGACUAAACCAGGUGAUGUUUUGUCGAACCAAGGAUUACCAUCGAUGGUAACGCCACAAGAUUUUUGAACAUCAGGAACUCUGGAUUUUCUUAUAAGACGAUCUGUAUCUUCCUCUUCGUCAUAUUCGCUGCCAUCUUCACAUUGAACAAAA
Molecule: messenger RNA, 2088 nt
Organism: Lolium rigidum
Lineage: Eukaryota; Viridiplantae; Streptophyta; Magnoliopsida; Poales; Poaceae
Product: MLO protein homolog 1-like
Exons: 10
Coding region: 1-1122 (373 amino acids)
Biological process (GO): defense response
Cellular component (GO): membrane
Source: RefSeq, a predicted model, not a curated record